GUGGAGGACAAGACAUAUGAUCAAGGGAAUUAAGGCGGGAACAAAGACGAGGUUGCUAUGUUUGGUUGUUGUUGUGUAUACCGCAGGAUGCAGAAUUUCGAAAGCAACACAGAUACGAAUGAGAUUAAGCCAGGAAUUUCUUGCCGCCAGAGUCACUUGAAAUUCUCAAUGGGGAGACAAACUAAUAAAUAAAAACACUCGAAGAUCAUCACGGGGAGAAUGCCUAGAAAACUCCAGUUUCAAGUAGUACAUGUUUCAGGACAUGAACCAGGGUAUGGCCCAAAAGAGCUUGAACUUCAUAGCCCUGUUACCAAAGGAUGGCAAUCUCAAAAAUUUUGUGUCUACCCACAAGAAGUUGUAUUGAAACUCAAAGAACCAGCAAAUCUUCGCAAGCUACAAAUUUUGUCACAUCAGUACCUUAUUGCCUCAAAGGUGGAGAUAUUUGCUGGUCUUGCAUCAAAUCAACAGGCACCAUCACUGAUAAACUGUAAAUUUACCAGACUUGGAUAUGUUUCUCUCUCAAGUAAUGAACAGUCAAACUUUAAGACGCGCGAGUUAAAGUCCGUCAGCUUGAAUAUAGAGUGUCAGUUCGUGAAAUUUCUUGUCCACAAGAAUCACGUUAACAAGCAUAAUCUUUAUAAUCAGAUUAACGUUAUAGCCGUCAAUUUAAUUGGAGACCCUAUCGACGAGAUGUACUCUGAGACCAAAAAAAUGAACCUGCAGUCAACAGCAGCUGAAGAUUUGGUUGAAAAAUUUAUGUCUGGUGGUGACACAUCAGAGCUACGCAAAGAUAUUGUACGAGGAAGUCGACCUGAUUAUAUCUCACCUCUAGAUGACUUGGCGUUUGACAUUUACCAGGAUUCAGAGACCGCCCAAUUAAUUCGACGACUUGAAGCUAAAAAGCAGGAUGCUGUUCUAGAGGAAAGAUUCGACUAUGCCAAAAAACUGAAACAGGCAAUGGCAGAUUUACAAAAGGUUGGUGAGAAACUCGGACGGUUUGAGGUUGAGAAGAGGCGAGCUAUUGAAAUAGAAGAUUAUGAUAUGGCAAAAGCAAAGAAAUUACAAGCUGAUGAAUAUCGUCUGCACGUUUACAAGCAACUGGAUCUUCCUGAUUUGUUAGAAAUAAAACAGGUUGAAUCAAAACGACAACAGCCCCCAUCAGUAUUCAUAACAUCUCAGAUUCACUCCAAACAACAGCAACAUUCGGCAGUUCUAAAUGAAGCGAGGCUACAAACGACGUUUCCUUCUGUCCAAAGUGAUUCAAAGCCACAUACAGUAACUAAAUCAGAGUCCCCUGUUUUGCCGCCCAUUGUUUCACCUGCCUCUGGACACAUUCUCCAAAUGACCACGGUUGAGCACGAGUCGACCCCUGUUUCGAGGCUGCCAAGGACACCGGAUAAAGUGAGAUUGCAAUCAUCACCUCAGCUUCAAGAUCCGGAAGACAGGCCAAUACCAGCUCUUAAAAGCAAAGGAAACUUUGAAGAGAAUUUGGAAUUUCCAUCAGAUGGGAAUAGUGGCACUCACGAUGAGGAAAAACCAGGGGAGCUCAGCGAAAGAGAUGAAUCUGAAGCUACUCCAAUAAUUGAUGUUUAUGGUCUUUACCUCGUUCAGUUAGCAUAUUCAAAAAUAUGGAAGCAUCGGCAGGACGCUUUAGAGAAAGUGAUGGGGGAGAUCUCGGUAGAUGAUGGGAAGCUGAUAUUUGAAAGUGAACCAAAGGCUAUCGUUAGAGCAACAACGUUGUUAUUGAAAAAGAUGCUACAAGACAAUGUUGUUACCGUUUUCACAGAGGCUGUCAAAGUAGAAAGCACGCUGUUAGCAGAUUAUAUUCCUCGUAAAAAACUUGGGAAAUCUGAAUAUGCAUUUGUAGUUGACAAGACAAUUCCAGUCCUACUAACAAGAGUUGGUGACAUGGCCCCAAGAACAAAAGAAAGCGCAGUUUCACUCAUACAAGAUUCGGCAGUCAUAAAAGAAGUCAAGGCACUUGGCACCAUUCCAGAAAUGCUAGUUCAUCCUUUAAAAAGCAAGGGGCAGGUUCCCUGGCGGCUAUUUAAAGGACGAAUUGAGGUGAUACACAAUCUCUUAGAGCCAUUAGAUGUUGAUAAACAAGGGUCUUUCACAACGGAUGGUGUUAUGCAGUUUGUCAAGAAGGCUAUUGAGCAUAGUAAUAAGGAGGUUAGAGAAGCAGGAAUUGCAUUGCUCCUUGACAUGUAUAAAAAGGUUGGAAAUGCUGUAAGAGCAUAUUUGCCUCCAGAUGAACCAUCAACAAGAAAAAAUCCUUUGUACAGCAGAAUAUUCGACGGCCUUGAUAAGAUUGAUGGAAAACCAACCAAAGCGGAACAAAAGUUGCAGGCAAAACAGGAGAAAGAAGAAACGGAGAAAGUCAAAAAGCAAGAGAUUGCAGCCUUACAAGCGCAACUAAAGGAGCUGAGAGCCCUUAAAGAAGCAGCUGAUGAAACUAAAAGUAAAGGAGAAAGACCUAAUGACACCACAGUCACUGGAGAUCUUUUAUCUCAAGAUUCUGAUAAUAUCGAUCACAUUUGCAUCUUUUGUGGUGAUUUUAACGAGAAACUGAGCCAAGAAACACUAGAUGGUCAUUAUGCGAAAAGUUGUCCAAUGCUUAAGAAGUGCAACAACUGUAGUCAAGUGAUUGAGAUCUGCAAUCUAAACGAACAUCUGUUAACCGAAUGCGAAAGAAAGGCUGAUUUCAAGAAGUGUCCACGUUGCCAAGAAGCCAUUGCAAAGCCACAGCUAGAUAGUCACGUGAAAGCCAAGGCAUGUCCAGCAACACGAGGAGACAAACCCUUUAACAGAUGUCCACUUUGCAAAGAAAAAGUUGCUGACGGUGAAGAGGGCUGGAAAAAGCAUCUGGUGAACGACUGUAAAGCAAAUACGAAAAGACUGCAACAGCAAAAGAAAGUCGCCAAAACUGGUGGAAAACAGCCUCCCGAUAAAAAGACAACAGAUCAGAAACCUGCUGGCGUUGUGAAACGAAGAACUUCAAGAUUAGCAGAAAAAUCUGUUAAAACUAACGAUGGAAAAUAAUUUUAUUUUAUCUUUGUAAAUACCUGUUUUGAAAAUAUACAUAUGCAAUGAUGUCUGCAUUGUUUGCUCUUCUUUAAA
Rhopilema esculentum is the source of this 3120-nucleotide messenger RNA. Its product is annotated as centrosomal protein of 104 kDa. Gene Ontology annotation, cellular component: cilium. The record is from RefSeq and is a predicted model, not a curated record. Lineage: Eukaryota; Metazoa; Cnidaria; Scyphozoa; Rhizostomeae; Rhizostomatidae.